Stylophora pistillata is the source of this 5470-nucleotide messenger RNA. RefSeq lists its product as uncharacterized. Gene Ontology annotation, cellular component: nucleus. Gene Ontology annotation, biological process: regulation of transcription by RNA polymerase II. The record is from RefSeq and is a predicted model, not a curated record. Lineage: Eukaryota; Metazoa; Cnidaria; Anthozoa; Scleractinia; Pocilloporidae. Gene Ontology annotation, molecular function: transcription cis-regulatory region binding; chromatin binding.
CGUUUGCGUAGUCACGUGUCCUGCCAAACUUUAAACCUUAUUUGUUAUGUGUGGCGAUGUCAAUUCAACUUCAUCUACGAUGCCCGUAACUGAAGUACAGUGGAUCGGGGCCAGUUGUGGACGGCACAGCACUUAUACCUUCUACAGAGGUUUCAGAUUAAUUGUCGAUGGUGUGGCGAAAAAUUUCUGUCUCGGAGAGUUUUAUUUUGUGAGGAAUUCCACAGACCAACCGAUAUGCAUAGCUGAACUACAAUUAGUUUGGUACGACGCGAGUACUGACAGCCAGCUUGCUUCCGCGAGGCUUUAUUUUAGACCCGAAGAUACUCCCGCAGGACGCCUUGCAAACCACGGACAGGAUGAGUUACUAUAUGCUGACCAGAAGGUUGUUAUUAAAUGUCAUGACAUGGCUGUAUGGCAGAACUCAGGACUACAAUGGAACUGUGGCAUGUUACCUGUAUGUGAAAGUGAUUUUGUACGCGUCAACGACAAAUACUAUCUGAACAGUGACUAUGCUGGUAAAGAGAAAGAAACUUUAAAAAUUGCCAAGGAGGCAUGGGUGGAAAGAGAUCAUCCUCGCACCCUCCACAUACUGACAUUUCCAGCUUAUUGUCGCUACAGAGCUCUUAAAGAGAGGCUCAUAUCGGGCAUGUUUUUGACAAGAGCCCAGUUGAUGGCAUUGGGUGGAAUUAUUGCAGAACACAAAAGUAUAAGGGUGCUUUUCUGUAGAGAUAGUUUUCAUCAUCCCAGCUUGGACAAGUUUGAAUUGUCUGGUGAUAACAAAGCACCAGUUCUGAAAGGUAGGCCAAGAAAGAAAAAGAAGCUUGCUGCAGAAAACAAUGUGCUCAAGAAGAAACGAUUUGUGGCAGACAUUCAAAAUCACCUUGAAAAUUCACCAGCAGCUAAAAGAUGCAAAGUAUCAGAGGGAGAAGAAAGUACAAGUUCUGAUAUGUCAGAGGGUGUACAAGACAAAAGAAGAGCACCUCCUGCAGUGGGAAGGAAAACUAAGACUAAUGGACCACCACCGUUAAUAAAGCCAGGAAUACAAGUCAGUGACACAGAGAAGGCAAAAACAGCUGAGAUUCUCAAAAUUGCUGCUCAAGAUAUGCCAUUGGCAAAAGUAGAACAUACAAAGAUUCCACCACCUCUUCUUCCUUCAAGCAAGAUAAAGGCAGAUAUGGUGUGUCUCUCACAACCUCUGCAGUCAAGCCCAAAGGAAAUCAGUGCAAAUAUUUCAGAGUGUUCAAGGACCACACCUAUUCAAAAGCAAGUUUUCUCUUCGAGCACAAAGCUAAGGGAUGUUGAAAACAGUCUGAACAUUAAAAAGACUGUUUCACUAAUGAAACCACACUUGACCAAUAGAGUAAGGACAAAUGUUGCAGUUAUACCUGCCUCAAGUCCGAGCUCUACAUCUGAGAGUAGAACAAGCAGAUUACCAAAUUCCUUUACAGAAAUGAAGAAAACUUCAAAUGGGACAGCUGUCACAUACACCCAUAAAGGUGACAACCUGAGGACACACCCAGCUGUCCAGGCUGAUGUACAUUCAGCUACUGUCUUGAGCACCCGACCAGUAACUACAACACAAGGCACCAUCAGUACACAGCCAGCAGCAUCCACUUGUACUGUAAUGCGUAGUCAACCUGUGGCAUGUUUGCCACAGCCCAUAAGCAGUGUGCAGUCAGUUCCAGCAAAAUCUUUGCAAAAUGCCACACCAAUUCCAGGACCCAUUUCAUCUUCAGUGAACAUUGUUGAUGUUACAAAGUCAAGAUUCAGUAAGGAAAAUGGAGAAAAGAUUUUCAGAACGCCUUCUGUUUCAGAUGAAAAGAAAGAGAAUGAGAUGGAGGAAUCUGUUAUGCGCAAAAAGAAGAAGAAAAGACUUAGGGAACCUGGAAAUUUCAAGGAUGAGGUGUAUGAUGAUGAUGAUGAGAAGUUCUUCAUGCAAACCCUACGUGACUUCAUGAGGAAGAAUAACCAGCCACUUGGCAAACUGCCUGCUUUGGGCUUUAAGAAAGUUAAUCUGUGGACAAUGUACAAUACAGUUCAGAAAUUUGGAGGCUACGAUGCAGUGACGGGGAAGCGUCUGUGGCGACGUGUUUAUGACUCACUUGGUGCAAGUACAACUAUAACAAGUGCUGCCACCUACACCAAGAGACAUUAUGAAAGGUUACUCUUGCCAUAUGAGAGGCAUAUUAGAAACGAUCUCAAGAGACAGAUGGAUGAGAAAAAUUCCCCUAUUGGUGACAGUUGUGAACAGAAAGAGCUUCUGGACAAAACCAAGAAAAAACCAGGUUUAACAGUUUCUAAUAACAAAGCAAUUAUGCAACCUAGUUUUCAUACAGACCAGGCUAUAGUAGGGAAGAAGCAGAAUCAGGUCAUUGGAAGGGAUAGAAACACAAAUGAUAACAUUGCACCAGUGUCAUCACAGCAAGGAGCACCUUUAAGAGUGACCUCCACAGCUGAUGUGAAGAGGAAUAUGAUGCACGUAGCCCAUUCUCAAGAAAUGCAACCUGUUAUGACAAUGUCAGCUGUCACUUCAGCCUCCUAUAUGCAAGGAAUUCCGCCAGUUUCUGUAAAAUCCAUCACAGAAGAGUCCAAACCUUGGAGGAACAAGUCAAAUGCAAGCACAGAGCCACCGACCACUUCAUCAUCUGACCGAAGAGAGAGGAUUCUGGCAGCAAAACAAUUUUCACAAGAGGUCACUGUCACUCAAGACAGGAAACAGCAUCGUAGAGAAGGAAUUGGUAGCCAUGAGGAAACAAGUGCAAGAACCAACCUUGUCUAUGCUAAAACCACAGCUGCUGUUGAUACCAAUCUGAAUCAGGCUAUUCCAUCACAGAGGGUCUCUAAAGUUGUGAAUGAUGAUACCCAAGAGGUACCACCUCCACAGCAGUUAAAUACUACUAACAAAGGAAGAGAGGUUAUUGAUUUAACAUCAGAGGACAGUCCUCCAGGGGUAAAGUCUAGGAGUCAGACUGUGGCACAGACUCAGAGAGAAAUACAAGAAAUGUCCAAGGUGCAGAGACCAAUAAUUGGCGGUGGUGAAAAUGCUAGGCAGAGACAUUUUCAGCAAUCACAGAGUAAACAAGAACAAAAUGACAGUUCAAAGCACCACUCCACUAAAGAACAAAAACCCAAGGUAGAAGGAUCCAAAGCUUAUGGUGUGCAGCCAUACAGUGGUCAACCAUUCAAUAACAACAAGGCUCCACCUCGUGUUCAUGAGAGCUCUCCAGGGUUAACAACGAAAAAAGCUUUGGAUGAAGGCCAUCCACCUUUAAAGCAAGAAGGAUCCCACCCCAAACUGGAUAAAAAGAGGCAUAAACAGGCACGGUUGGAAAACUUGGAAGGCCGUUACACACACUCCCCCUCAUCAGAGAGUGUUGACGAGCAUUUUGCAGAAUGGUUACGAAGACAGUCCAGUGGGCAACAGCAACAUCCUAAAUCAAACACCAGACAUCACUACACUCCAGAACAGUAUAGGUAUAGUUAUGUUUCUGAGGACCUCUGUCCUCCAGACUGCUCUUGCUCAUCAUCAGCAAGCAGGAAAGAUGAAAUUAGACCCCCUCCACCAAAGCCAAAGAAGGAGCACUAUGAAGAAGAGCUACCAUUUUCUGGUAUGACAUUUUACCCAGGAAGAUGGAGUCCUUCCUCCAUGAUGGCAGAUCACCCUGAUCUUUACAUAUCCUCUCCUUCUGCACAUUUGCAAGGACCACCAGAUACACUUUCAAAUCACUUGUGUACAGCAUCCAGGAUCUUUAUUCCCACACCUCCUAUGUUUACUCCUCCCUACCACUUGGGUGUGGCACCCAUGGGUCCUGCCUUGAUAUCUGGGGGAGAGGAUCAACUACACAUUCACCCACAUUGUUUGCUGGGAUCUACUUAUCCUGGUACAUCAAACUCAAGGACACCAGAAGGAACCAAUUACCCAUUAUACUCUUUUACCUGAGUGACCAUUUUUGGUAAUGAGUACUUGAGAAAAACUGUAACAGAAGCCCAUGUAGUGGAUAGGAGAAAACAUUCUUAAUUUACUAGAAGAAUAUUGACCAUAAUUUACACAAAUCACUCCUGUACUUGGAAGUCCUCAAAAGUAGCCACUCUUUUAAAAUUUCUUUCUUAAGAUGUUAGGAUUCAGAAGUUUCACAGAACCACGAUAGUGAAUUAUUCAUGCUUUUGUUAAUACACAUCCAAGACACUCAUUUAAAGGGUGGUUAUUUUGCGAGGAGCAUGUGGGGGGCUUUUCAAGUGUAGAUGCUAAGUUUUCACAGAUAUAAAUAUAUAGUUAACAAGGUUGUCUUUCCACUGAAAUGCAAAUUUAAGUGCUGUCAACAUAGUGUGAAAGUACACAUCUUAAAUACUCUUUUUAGAAUAAAUCAGCUGGUCUGAUUCACCUGUUAACUCAGGUAGUACUCACAAUCACUAGCAGCUCUGAAGACUUCCUGUUUGAAUAGUCUUGUCUUGUAGUAGGCUUGAACCGUGUUAUGUUUAGUAAGCAGUCAUUUUUGCUGGCGUUGUAAAUAUAUUUAUUUCGGCAUUCUAAACUCAUCACACAUCUUCCAGAAAUUACAUCACCACGGUAGUUUGAAAAAGACGUAAAUUAUAGGUCACCCAGUAGAACUUCAUUGUUGGACCUUGGAGUCAUUUGUCAUGAAACCCUUUCCCUAUCAAGGGCUUGUGUUACGAGUUUUACAUGGUCAAUUUUUGAUGACAUUCUCCCACUUUCAUUGUAAAUUUUGUGAAUACAAGGUUACCGUUUGUUGCAGUGUGAUGUAAAGGUUUAAAUUUUUAAUUAAUUCGAAAAUGAUUUGGAUAGCAAGAUAUAUUUGCUUAUAAACUUGAUAAUUUAUUGAUAAUUUUAUUGAUUUUUUUUACAUUAAAACCUGAUUAAUUACUGAAUUUUUAUCGAUAUGUUAUGAUUCAAUAUGCCCUUGGUUCAAAGUUCAUUUUCCUAUCCUUCAAUUUUGUCAUCGCACACUAUCAUAUGGUAUUCAAAGGGAACUAAAAUUUGAACCAAAAGCGAAAUUAAACUACAACAUAUGCGAGCAACUCUAUCCUAAGGAAUGGUCCAGUUGAUAACCACUUGUAAUCUUACAAAUGUGCUUCAUUUUCAUGAUUGCCGCCCCUUAGAACCACCAAACGUUAUGUUUUGGGUCAGUUUAUAUUAUAUACAUUCUAGCAAAGUUGGGACCAAUUUUCUUCUGUUCAUCAUCGUGAUCCUUUGAGUUCACUUAAUAUAUAUUGUCAUAUUGCAGAGGUGUGAAAUAUUUUUAGGUGAACACGGCUUUGUAGUAUUUUUCUAAUUCAAAAGGCUAUUUUUGUACAUUAUGUAAAGCUAAAGCAUGUAAUUUGUUUGUUUGUUUGUUUUGGCUGCCUGUAUUGUAUUUAUUUUUGCAAAGGUCACGUCGACCUCAAAUGAGACUUUAACUUUUAUAAAUAGUAUUUUGCAAGAGGUUACUGUAAAUAAACUCUCUUUGAUAUA